Molecule: messenger RNA, 1200 nt
Organism: Gossypium raimondii (Peruvian cotton)
Lineage: Eukaryota; Viridiplantae; Streptophyta; Magnoliopsida; Malvales; Malvaceae
Product: protein BRANCHLESS TRICHOME
Exons: 1
Coding region: 185-1009 (274 amino acids)
Source: RefSeq, a predicted model, not a curated record
CCAAAACAUAUCUUCCAAGAAUGCAUUGGGCAGACCACCUCCCUUAGAACUAGUUUUAAAGUUCCAGGAUAAAUCAUGGGCCUACCGCAAUAGCUUUCUUGACAGGGAAAAUCCCCAUUACGAAAAAGAAAAGCAGCAAAGUAGAAAAGAAAAGGAAAAGCGACAACCAAAAAGCUCAUAUACAAUGAAAGGAGAAGAUAUGAAGGAUAUGCUGCUGAUGAUGAAAAACAGAAGCACUGGUAAUCUCAGGAAUGGGAUUAGCUGGAAACUUUACGAAAACCCAUUUUAUUAUUCUAAUCAUCAACAACUACAGAGCCAAAGUAGCAAGCACCUUCAUCAUCAACUGAUACCAGUAAUGGAUUCCGACUUGGGUAUUGCUCGAGCCCAGAUCAUCGACUUGAAAGCUGAGGUGGAGUACGAACGUAAAGCACGUAAAAAGGUGGAGUCUCUCAAUAAGAAACUGGGUAAAGAAGUAGCUGAAGAACGAAGGGGGAAAGAAGCAUUGGAGAGAGUGUGUGAAAAGCUUGCUAGAGAAAUCACUUCAAAGAAAUCAGAGAUGGAUCGAAUGAAAAGAGAGUUCGAGGAGGAAAGAAAGAUGCUAAAGAUAGCUGAAGUUUUAAGGGAAGAAAGAGUUCAAAUGAAGCUGGCCGAGGCCAAGAUUUUGUUCCACGAGAAGUUUAAAGAAUUGGAGGAAAUUAAACGCAAACAAUCUGAUAUUGAAAAUAAUAGCAACGCUGUUUUCGAUUCAAGAGAGUCAACGAGAUUUGCAUCGAGUGAACAACCAUCAUCAUGUUGCCAUAAUAUAAACAGUACUGCUACUGUGUCUUCAUCAAUGGCGGUUCAGCAAAAAGAAUCUCAAGAAGCUGAGAAUCCUCACAUAAAGCGAGGGAUCAAAGGGUUUGUUGAAUUUCCAAAAGUGGUUCGAGCAAUUGGAUCAAAGAGUAGGCGUUGGGGUUCAAAGCUGGAGUGCCAAAAAGCACAGUUAAGGAUUCUAUCCCCAUCCAAGUAAUUGAACUUUCGUUUUUAGGAGGCUUAAAACUUUCUUUAUUUUUGCUUGUUGAAUUGUUUCACUUUAUUGGUCAUUGCUCCCAUACCCAAACUAUCUUGUUCUUGAUAGUUUAUAAGAAAAUAGUAAAUUUAUGCUUUGGGUUUUUAAUUUGCUAACGGUGUCAGGAUGUAUAUAAUUUCCUGUUCAUUGAA